AAAUAAAUAACAACAAUAAUAAUAUUAUAACAAAGGGACACAUGGUUACAGUGCUAAAACCUAUAUAAGCAAACCAUUUUGUCAGCAUAUACACAGAGGCUGCCAAUCUGGCUCUCUAGCUUUGUUAAACUACGUGACUUCCUGGGACUUGUAGUUCUACAAUAGCUGCAUAAGCCAAAGAGUACCAAUCUCAGGACAAGACAAUGCUGGCUAUAAAGAGCAUACAUACAAUAUACUGAUUAUGUCAGUGUAAUAUACAUGUAACAUACAAGUGACUACAAGUCACUAUAACCAACAUUCUGUAACUUACACAUCCCUCCAGCACUGCAGGGGUUAAAGGAUAUACGUCAUCAUAGGGCGACAGUGUGGGUAGGGGGGACCUUGGGUGUUUACAGUACACAAAACAAUGACAUACAUUAUUCUUUUAUUUAUGCAGCAUGCGGGAGUGAUUGGUGUAAUAGAUGUGUCAGUGCUGAGUCUCCUUGUUAUGCUGAGGAAGGCCCCGUACAUCUGUGUGCUGUGCCUCAGUAGGCGACAGGAUAACCGUAUGUCACAUUCCCCCCUGACAGGGACCCCAGGCUUUGUGCGUGCUCCGGAAGUCUUCCACAGCCUCGGAUACAUUGUAUCACUGACUGCAACCUGUGCUGCUGCUGUGUCCCUGCUGUGUGAUCAGCGCUGUGCCGGCCGUGUAUGCGGUGCUGGCUGCUGUGCUAUCCCUUCAUGUACUAGUACUGGGACAACAGAUCGCUGAUCAGCCAGCCCUGGGCUGAGGACACCCUGUGUUAAUAACCCCGGACAUGUACAAUGCUCAGUCAGUGCACAGGCGCAAUAACCCUGAGACUGCCUGAAAAGCAGAUGCAGAUUGUAAAUCAUCGUGAAGUCUCUUUUGCCAGAUCUGCAUGGAAGGGACACAUAAGCUUUCCAAUCACCCCAUUUGCAUUAUGUACUGUAUGGCAGAGUGAAAAAUUAAAAACAAUCCUUUUCAAUUAUUGGAAGAAUACAUCUAUUUUCAAUACACCAUAGUGAAGCACCUUGAAGUAGCUUUGAAUAACACUCAGCGUUACAUGUAACCGGUCAUGGACUCUCCACCUUUGUGACAGUGUAAUGUGCGAUCUGUAACAACUGGCCCGGCAUGUUGUAUCUGAGGUCCUUUGCUAUCACACAGUAACUGAAGUCCACACCACGCAGUAGCUGAAGAGGACAAAUAAAAGCAGAUAUCGACUUUGUGCUGUACCCAGCGCAGGGAGGACGCCAGCGCCAUCAUGGAUAAGAAGUCAUUUGAGAUGGUGCUAGAUGAAGUGAGAAAGGCAGUGAUGACAGAGUAUAAAGUCAAGGCCUUGGAUUAUGUGCAUGGAUAUUUUUCCUGUGAACAGGUGAUUGAAUUAUUAAGAUAUUUCUCCUGGGCAGAACCUCAGCUGAAGGCAGUGAAAGCCUUGCAGCAUAAAAUGGUCGCCAUACCUGCAGCAAAAGUUGUGAAUAUACUGAAUUGUUUCACGUUUAGUAAGGACAGACUGAGUGCGCUGGAGCUGCUGGCAGUAAAUAUACUUGAUGCUUCGAAUUAUCGACCAGUUGAAGAGCUGUUCAAAAUCAACCUGACUGAGAAAAAACGUUGCAGAAGAAUUCUAGAACAGGCUGCAAAGAGUGGCUGCAAAGCUCCGAAUGCUAUGAUUUCUUCCUGUGGGAUGAUACCUGGAAAUCCAUACCCAAAGGGGAAACCCAGUCGUGUCAAUGGAAUAUUCCCUGGAACGCCAGUGAAAAAAGAUGGAGAAGAUACGAAUGAAGGGAAAGGAAUUGCAGCUCGAAUACUUGGACCAUGUAAACCGCCUCCGUCUACAUAUAAUCCUCACAAGCCUGUGCCGUACCCAAUACCACCAUGCCGGCCUCACCCGACCAUUGCUCCAAAUUGCUAUGGGAAGUCAAUGGCGCUAAAGAAGGAACAGUCAAACUUAAGUACCUCUGGAGAAGGUCAAAGUUUAUCUGAAGGGGAAGGGGCAGCAACCCAUAGUACAAGUUGUCGGGAUUGGGCUAAGAAAAGCGAGAAUUACAGUGCAUAUAUCAAUGGUAGUCUCAUUUCUGUUGCAAAUGUAGCUCCCGGAACUCUGCCUCCACCCCCUUAUUCUCCUAAUCCUGCCUCCCUGGCCACCGGAAUUGAAGAUCCUGCUGCUCAAGCGAAAGCUACAACCAAUCAAGCUACUGCUUUGGGAAAUCCACAUAAUUCUCCACAUGGAACCAACUCAUCUGCUCCCCCUACACCUUCUGCCACACCGUCUCCAGCUUCUCCCGCUAAGACCAUAAACCCGCCUUCCACUCCUACAACACCUUCACUUUCCGGAAUGAACAUGCCUACUUCCCUGGCAGCAUUUCCUGGGCAAAUCACACCCUCCAUGGCUUCUCCUAAGUCAUCUACACCAACUGUUAUAAAAAGUGCUCAGAUGUCCUCCAGUACUCAUACAGCUGCCAGUGCACGGUCAACACCAAGCCCUGCGGUAUUUCCUGGUCUUCCACCCACUACCAUUCCAACACCACAUAGUUCCUCUUCACUCUUUGCCAGUCCUGGUCCCAAUGAUACUUUGUCUCCUUUGACACUUCCAGGCCUCCCAUUUUCUGCCACAACGUCUACAGCCUCCGUAAGCACUGCCAACAUGAUGCCAUCAAUAUUUGCUGGCCUCCCAUUGUCCUUAAAUCCUGCAUUCCAGGGCAUGGCUAGUCCUACACUAUCUGAUAUUGCCGGAGUUGCUGGACAAAUGAAUAUAGGCAAUCCAUUGCUAUCUGUUUUAAAAGGAUUUUUAGCUUCAAAUGAUCCAUCAUUAAUGAAUUCACCUUCAAUGCCUUCUGUGCCUGGACUUCUGCCAUUGCCAAGUCUUCAAAACGCAGAUUCUGUCUCAGCUUUAAACAAAUGUUUUACUCCUACAUGUUCAACACCUACAUCUCAGAGGACUACCACUCCAGAAAUGUCUAUGUUCACAGGGUCAUCUUCUCCAUCAUUAUCAAAUCCAAUUUCUACAUCCACUUCCAUACCAGGACAACCUCUGAUGCCCUCUCCCCUUAGUUGCAUUCCCACAGUUUCACAGGGUCAGAAUCCAUCCGUUUCCAUGUCUGAACAAAGUCUUUCUUCCAUGACUGCAUCCAGUAUCUUAGCUAAAGCUGAAUCAGCUAGUUCUUCACCUUCUGCUUUCAAAGGCCCUUCACACUCAGCAACGCCAUUGCAUGGCUCUCUAGGGUUACCUGCCAUGCUGAGCCAUAUUUUUCCACCUGGUCAUGGUAGCCUGUCUAAUUCAAUGAACCCUGGUUUGUCAGGCCUUUCCUCAAUAAAUGGAAACCUAGGUAGCCCAACCCUGUCUUCAAUAGCAUUGGGUUCCUCUACAGCAAUUCCUCCAGUUUUUUCUCCAUUCACUUCAUUGUCUAAUGGAUCUCCAUUUGCUGGUAGUCCAACCCUAACACCUAAUGCAUCCAUGUUAACAUCUGCCACUUCAUCAGCUUCUAUAACCCCACCACUGACAUCAUCAGUGUUUCCUGGACUUUCUGCACCAUCAUCAGCUGUUUCUCCUUUUCCGCUGAACCUGUCCACUGCGGUCCCUUCACUGUUUUCUGUACCACAAGGACCAUUAGUCUCAUCAAAUCCAUCGUUUCCCGGUUUUCCAGCAUCUAGCUCCCCAUCAAUCAAUCCAGGUCUACCCGCUCUUCCAUCUUUUCCUGUACUUCAGCCUCCCUCUACAGCAGUUCCAACAGGGCCAGCAGCUGUGACUGCCCCAUCACCAGCGUCCGUUCUACCUGGAUUUGCUUCGGCUUUCAGUUCCAACUUCAACUCUGCUCUUGUUGCACAAGCUGGGCCAUCAGCAUUUCCCCUUCUCUCUCUUUCUGGUCUUCCUGGAUUUCCGCAAAGUCCCUCCCAGUCUCUGCAAGGAUACCAGCAGAGUGCAGCAGCCGCCGCCGCAGCAGCUGCUGCAGCACAAACUGCAUUAUUACAGGCUCACUCGGCUUCUGCCCUGGAAGGGUUUGCUACUCAGGCAGACGCCUUUGCUGGUUUCCCGACAGGACCCGGAACACCAUUUCCUCUUCAGCCUGGAUUGCCCCAGCGUGGCUGGCAGUAAUGUUAAUCUAUUCAAACUGAGAGAAGUUCUUCCAUUUAGUAACACUGAUGACACAUUGCCUGUC
Pseudophryne corroboree (corroboree frog) is the source of this 4155-nucleotide messenger RNA. RefSeq names its product proline and serine rich 1 (gene PROSER1). The transcript is spliced from 15 exons. Bases 1263 to 4091 code for a protein of 942 amino acids. The record is from RefSeq and is a predicted model, not a curated record. Lineage: Eukaryota; Metazoa; Chordata; Amphibia; Anura; Myobatrachidae.